AUGAGUAGUGAUUCGGGAAAGCAGCUAGGGCAAAAUUCAAUGUCACGCACUGAAGUUGAAUUUGCUGUACGGAAAAAUGAUAUUUUACUGCAAUGCAGUAAUUUUGGUUUUGUUGAACAAUCCAAAAAUGGUGAUUCAUCUAUUGUUAAGAAAUACAAAUGGAUUAACAAAAACAACAUGCAAGCAGAGGUUAUAACUUAUGGCGCAACUAUAACCAAAAUACUAGUUCCGGACAAGAAUGGCAAAUUAGCCGACAUAGUCUUAGGAUUCGACGACAUACAAGAAUACGAAAACAACAAAAACCCCAACAUUGGAUGUACUAUUGGUCGUGUUACCAAUCGAAUUUCCAACGGCAAGUUUGUUAUCGGAGAAAGAGAAAUAGUUCUGGAAACAAAUGCAGACGGUCAUCAUUUACAUAGUGAAGCGUCCGGAUUCAGCAAGAGAAAUUGGAAAGCAACAAAUGAAGGCACGAUGGUUAUCAUGUCCCUCUUAUCUUUGGAUGGAGACGGUGGCUAUCCAGGAGACGUAUUAAGUCAUGUUACAUUCUAUCUGGACAACGAUAAUAAUUUUCAUAUAAAAAUGCAAGCUGUUGUUUCGGAAGAAACACCUAUAAAUAUGACCAAUCACUCGUAUUUUAAUCUUGGAGGGCACGAAAGUGGACAAGACUCGUUGUAUGAACAUUUUUUGACGAUUAACGCUGACAAAAUUACAGUAAACGACUGUGACACAAUACCAACAGGAAAGUUUCAGAGUGUCACAGGAAGCAAAUUUGACUUUAGGGUAUCUCGUAAUAUUGGCAAAUCGAUAUCUCAUACAUACUUUGGAUUUGAUGAUAAUUUUUGCAUAACGAAAGGUACCGAUCAAAAACUCUGUUUUAUGGCAAGAGCAAUACAUCCAAAUUCCGGCCGUUAUUUAGAAGUUUAUAGUGAUCAGCCGGGACUACAGUUUUACACUGCAAACUCAUUACCGGAUCAGGUAAAAUCAAAUGCUACAGAAGUUAACAAUUUUUCGUAUAAAACGGAUAGCAUAACGCAUCUUGAUCCAGUGCCCAUUGAGAUGACAUCAGUACUCACAGAAGAAUUAAUUUGUACGCACCAAAAAGAGUUUAACAAGGAGGAGCCUCUUAAGGGGAAAGGUGGUGCAUUGUAUACGAAACAUGGGGCUUUUUGUUUGGAGCCACAAAAAUAUCCGGAUGCUGUAAACCGACCUGAAUUUCCCUCAAUAAUUGUCAAGCCAGAAAGCUUAUAUUCACACAAUAUUAUUUUCAAAUUUGGUGUAGUUUAAGUAAUAAUUAAUAAAAUUCU
Molecule: messenger RNA, 1304 nt
Organism: Culicoides brevitarsis
Lineage: Eukaryota; Metazoa; Arthropoda; Insecta; Diptera; Ceratopogonidae
Product: galactose mutarotase-like
Exons: 2
Coding region: 1-1284 (427 amino acids)
Biological process (GO): glucose metabolic process; beta-D-galactose catabolic process via UDP-galactose, Leloir pathway
Molecular function (GO): aldose 1-epimerase activity; carbohydrate binding
Source: RefSeq, a predicted model, not a curated record